Messenger RNA from Strongyloides ratti, 615 nucleotides. RefSeq lists its product as hypothetical. The transcript has 4 exons. The record is from RefSeq and is a predicted model, not a curated record. NCBI's taxonomy places the organism in Eukaryota, Metazoa, Nematoda, Chromadorea, Rhabditida, Strongyloididae. Bases 1 to 615 code for a protein of 204 amino acids.
AUGAACAUAUUGACUUUUUUUUUUAUUUUUUUAAUCUUUUUUUGUUGUUUGAAUAAGGAUUUCAAAAAAAGUUUUUUAAGAACUUUAAAAUAUUUUUUUGAAAAUAUUUUUUAUCAAGAUUGUUUCGAGCAAUAUUAUAAGUUUAUAAGUAAGCCUGAAAAAAUUGAUUCAUUUUCUUUUAAUGAAAAUGGUCAAAUAUUGCAAAAUAAAGAAGCAAAUAAAGUAUAUUUAAAUGAUGAUAUUUUAAAAUUAACGAAUCUAAAAAUUAAUUUAAAACGAAAUUUUAAUUCAUAUACUCAUUUAUAUAGUUAUUACAAAUAUUUGACUCGUUCAAAUAUAAUAUUACAUUUACAUUAUAAAAGAAAUAGAUCUUUAAAAAUAAAUAUUAAUAAUGCUAAUAUUUUUACUUUUCGAGGAACACUGUCAUAUCUAUCAGGUGUUAUUAAAAAUGAAAAAAAAAUUUUGUGGGCUUUUAAUGUAGAUGAUGUUAUUGUGAUUGUUAAUGAUGUAGAAAAUGAUAAUCAAUCGCAAAAUAAAUCAUUUAUUAAUUAUAUUGGACUUAAUUUUGAAAAUAUUAUUUGUUCAAAAAAAAAAAGAAUAUUAUCCUACCUAUAA